AUGUAUAGGAAUUCCUCCCUCGACUUUCAAAGUUCCCACACAACCCAUAAGCAGCCCCUGACCCCAGCUGUGCCCUCCUCUACCCCUUCGGGUCCUGCAGCACGGGGGUUUGGCGCCAGAAGGAACAAGCCUUGGAAACUGGCCGGGGCCCCCGCCGAGGCUGCUGGGCGCGCUGCCCUCGCAGCAGGUGACAGUCAGGAGACAGUCCCAGGACACCGUGACUCCGCCAGAGCCUCCGCCUCCUGUUCAGUCUACCCGGGUCAGCAGCAGGGCUCCGCCUGGCGACCAGAGACACCUACGGCUCGGAUCACACCCACCAGCCAUCCGCGCGAGGCCUCCCGGAGCCCUGAGCCGGGUGUGUUAGGUCUAACGCCUCCCUCUCAGCUUCCAGAAGCGCCGAGGCUAGACCCAGCCGUGGAGAAAGAACGGUGCGGCUCACCACGCGCGUCCCCGCCACCCAUGACCGCGCGCACUCACCACCUCCCCGCCGCAAGUCCCACGGCGCCUGCGUGGCCCGCCCACAACACUAGCUCCGCCCCAAGGCGCCUGCGCGGCCCCGCCCUAGAUCCGCCGAGGCCCCGCCCUCGGCCUAUAGGGUCUGCGCAGUCCCGCCCCGCAGAGCGGGUGUGA
Onychomys torridus (southern grasshopper mouse) is the source of this 630-nucleotide messenger RNA. RefSeq names its product predicted GPI-anchored protein 58. The coding region runs from base 1 to 630 and encodes 209 amino acids. Lineage: Eukaryota; Metazoa; Chordata; Mammalia; Rodentia; Cricetidae. The record is from RefSeq and is a predicted model, not a curated record. The transcript has 2 exons.